Triticum dicoccoides is the source of this 2000-nucleotide messenger RNA. RefSeq names its product putative polyol transporter 1. The transcript is spliced from 3 exons. Gene Ontology annotation, molecular function: transmembrane transporter activity. The record is from RefSeq and is a predicted model, not a curated record. Gene Ontology annotation, cellular component: membrane. Gene Ontology annotation, biological process: transmembrane transport. Lineage: Eukaryota; Viridiplantae; Streptophyta; Magnoliopsida; Poales; Poaceae. Bases 233 to 1759 code for a protein of 508 amino acids.
CGCGCGCGCUCGGUUAAUCAGGUAAUUGACCACAGCAUCAGCGCCCAACUCCGCGUGAACACGUAAUCGAGUCCAUCGUGUGUGUAUAUACUCGUGAUCGAUUCCGGCGAAGUCGAUCCCCACUUCCUUCUCGCGUUUCUCCUCCAAAAAUAAAACAAGUUCCUUCGGAGGAGCAACGGUCUCGCGCGGUCAACUAGCUACGCUCCAAUUCAUUUGAGAUAUAAUAAUAGUAAUGGACAAGGAGCAACAGCGCCAUGACGAGCUCCAGGCGCCGCUGCUUCCCGGCGACGGCGGGAAGGCCGCCGCCGCGGCCGGAAGCGCUUACGCGCUCGUCUGCUCCCUGGUCGCCUCCGCCAUCUCCGUCAUCUACGGUUACAAUCGAGGUGUGAUGAGCGGGGCGCAGAAGUUCAUGCAGGACGACCUGGGUAUCAGCGACGCGCAGAUCGAGGUGCUCAUCGGGGCCACCAGCAUCUACUCCCUCGUCGGCUCGCUGGCCGCGGGCUGGGCGUGCGACUGCGCCGGGCGCCGCCGCACUAUGGCGCUCUCCGCUGCCAUGUUCUUCGCCGGCUCGGCGAUCACCAGCGUCGCGGGAGGAUACGCGGUGCUGAUGGCCGGACAGCUCGUCGCCGGUGUUGCCUGUGGGUUCGGCCUCGUCGUCGCGCCCGUCUACAUCGCCGAGAUGGCGCCGGCGGCGUCCCGUGGCUUCCUCUCCUCCAUUCCAGAGAUCGCGGGCAACACGGGCAUUCUGCUCAGCUACAUCGCCGACUCCGCCCUUGCCGGCUUCCCCAACAACGUCAACUGGCGCCUAAUGAUCGGCGUCGGCGCCGUCCCGCCGCUAUUUCUCGCGGUCGCCACGCUCCUCGCCAUGCCGGAGACCCCGCGCUGGCUCGUACUCCACGGCCACCACGACGAAGCACGCCGUGUCCUCGCCCGCACCACGGGCGAUGCGGCCCUCGCUGACCGCCGCCUCAAGGAGAUCGUUUCCUCCGCGCGGGAAAGCUCCAAGCAGGCCGUUCCCGGCGGCAGCGACGGGACGACCCGGUCCACAAGCGUCUGGCGCGACAUACUGAUCCGGCCGACGCGGUCUGUCCGUCGCGUGCUGCUCGCCAUCCUCGGCCUCCAGUUCUUCCAGCAGGCGUCCGGCGUCGCGGCGCUCGUGUUGUACGCGCCGCGGGUGUUCCACCACGCCGGAGUGACCUCCCAGUCUGCGGUUCUCGGUGCCACGAUCCUCCUCGGCGUCGCCAAGAUUGUGGCCAUUGUGAUCCCGCUCUUUCUGGCUGACCGGCUGGGCCGGCGUCCCAUGCUGCUCACCAGUGCGGGCGGCAUGACCGUGUCUCUGCUCGUGCUAGGCUUCUCUCUUCGAGCGUUGCCGACGGCACACGCGGGCGGGAGCGCCGCGUGGUGGGCCGCUGCAACGAGCGUGACGGCCGCCGCAGCGUUCAUGGCGACCUUCUCGCUGGGGUUCGGGCCAGUAAUUUGGAUGUACGGGUCAGAGAUCCUGCCGCUCCGGCUACGCGCGCAGGGCACUGGCAUAGGCACGGCGGUGAACCGGGUGAUGAGCGCAGUGGUGGGGAUGACGUUCAUAUCGCUGUACGAGGCUGUGGGCAUGGCCGGAAGCUUUUACAUCUUCGCGGGGUGCGCAGCAGCGUCCUGGGUUUUCGUCUACGCACUCCUGCCGGAGACAAAGGGGAGGACCCUCGAGGAGAUGGAGGCGCUCUUCGACGAUUCCGCCAAGUCGCCAUCGCUGACAACGCAGUGAUCAAUAAUGUGCGAGUGCAAGCAGGCGCGGCGCGCGCGGGGUGAAGCUUGUAAUUCUUACCGGUAAAGAAUUGUCACUGUUGGUGUUGGCCCGAUCAAGCAGUUUGUGGUAUUUAGAGCCAACCGGCAUCCUAGUGGCAAACCUAAAUACAAUGUGAUGCUGAGGUCUCGGAGCACUGUUCAACUAAGAUUGCUAUCAACCCUAUACAAUGAUGUGGUAUCAUUGAUGGUAUUAAGCUUCU